CUCCGCGCUGUGAGGCUGGGCCUCACCCACCCGUGAGGCAGGCCGGGGAGAAAGUGAGCGGCCGAGACACGCUGACGGGGGGGGGGUAGCCGGAACCAAGACGGUGGCCUGCCACCGAGGAGGCAGGCCCAUCAGAGCAGGAGGUACUGGCCUGAGAGAGAGCGGAUGAGAUAAGGAGACUUCGCAGAAAGCGUGCCGCCCACACAUCUAGGCAGCCACGAGACCUUGAAAACGCCAUGCAAUGCGUUGCCGCUGAAGCUGACGAAAUUACAUCAAUCUUCCCAGCGUUCUGGAGAAGCGGGCGGACUCGUGGUGUGGAAGGCGGUUAAGGCAGGAUGGGUUUCGCCCGCCCUCCCCCCGCCUCCCCUCCCCCAAAAAGGAAACCCCUUGGGACAAGACAUACACUUUGAGGCGCUGCCUGUCCACCAACAAGGAUCCUGACUGGGCCCACCCUUCGCCCGAGGUCGAUGGAUGUAUUAUGCCCUCUAGGCAGCGCCAGGAAGCGUAUAAACUGAUGCUGGGCGCACUGUUGGCCUGGCAAGGGUUGAUGUGGGUGGAUGGCUGCCCAUCCCCCCCGACGAGAGGCGGAGACGGCGGGAAGCUGAUUCACACCCUACGCAAGCCGGAGACUCCGAGGGUGGCUAAGGGGCACGCAGCAAGGGGAGAGCGACUCCAUCGACGCCAGGGCCUCUCCCUGAACAGGACACACCAUACGGCGAAACGAUGGCAACGCAAAGAACGUACGCACGUAAGGUUCAUGCUAUUCUGGCUCUGCAGGGCUGUGCCACAAGCAGGCUGAGAAACGCCCUCGCGCGGCCCGCGUUCGCGACGUGCUCCCACGCGGCUUCGCGGCCCGACCGUGCAUUGGCCUCCGUAGAUCCCUCAGAGCUGCCGCUGCUUGGGGAGCCGCAAAAUGGCCCGACGAGGAGGGGGCGGGAGGGGGAGGCGAGAGGGGGUGGGGCAACCAGCCCGCGCCCCCCCGCAAUUUCCGAACGCACGACGGAGGCAGGCAAACAAACAGGCAGGCAGACCACGGCCGCUUGCUCCUCCGCGAGGCGCCGGCGGACGUGGCAAGCCACUCCGCCCGCUCUAGCACGGUGCGGAGGCCCCGUGAGGGGCACACCCUGUAAGUCCAUCUGGCAUAAAUGGGAGGCGGAAGGCCCUCUCAGUCCGACAUCGCGAGCAGCGACCCCGCUGGCACCGCCGCCUCCGCCGCCGCGCGACCGACGGAGCCGGCGGGGGCAGCCUCGCGGCGCGCCAAGAAUCUGUGCUCGUGGCGUGCCUUCUCCUGCGAGAAGAACAUCACGGCCCGCCUCCCUCGGGACCCGCCUCCCCCUGACAACGGAGGCCCUCUCAGUCCAUGGUCGCGAGCAGCGACCCCGCCGGCACCGCCGCCUCCGCCGCCGCCCGCCCGACGGGGCCGGCGGGGGCAGCCCCGCGGCACGCCGCGGGCUCCCGCGGCCUACCAGCAGGGAAUCGGAGAGGAGCCCCGCGUACGAGCGGCGGGCACGCCCGCGCCCUCGCGGGCGGAGCUGCCCAGGGCGCGGCCCCGCGGAUGACCCCACGACCCCGCGGCCCUCGUCGUGCGCACCCUGUUUCCUCAACCUCCCUCCUCCCUCCUCUGGCCCCGGGCGAAGGCCUCGGGGUCUAGGACCUGUUUCCCUCGGGAUCCUCGUGGGCGCGGCCUCGCGGGCCACGACCCCGCGGAUGCGGUUUUUUGCAUGUCUAUUUGCGGAGGCCCCACGCGCCACGCACGUGCCGUGCGACCGCGGAGUUCUCCGGGGGAACGGGCAGGAUCAGCGUGAUUGUGAUGGUGAGGCGGAGCAGGACGGAGGGGGAGAGGCGAGGAGAGAGGAGGAGGAGGAGGAGGAGGAGGAGGCGGGAGGAGAGAGGAGCCCUGGGGCCUGGGAGGGGCCCAUGCAUGCCCAGCCAGGCCGACAGCAGCGGAAAACCGCCGGACCCGUUUCCCUCAGGAACCGUUGGCGCCAUGUCGGGCCCUGGACCUCUC
Prorocentrum cordatum is the source of this 2008-nucleotide messenger RNA. The record is from the annotation of a GenBank genome assembly. NCBI's taxonomy places the organism in Eukaryota, Dinophyceae, Prorocentrales, Prorocentraceae.